UGAACUUUGAAUCCCAGACUGCUGCUGCUGCUGCUGCUGGAGGAGCGUGUUGAAGGCAGAGGUGCGUCGGGUUCAGAUCAUCUGCCCACACUUUUCAGUAAAGUCUUCCGGUCAACUUUCACCUCAGCUGCUCACCGCUCAGGUGAAAUUUAUCUGCAAAGGAUUUCUUGGUAGUGUAGGAACUAUCCAUGCAGACUUCAGCCGGUGAUCUGACGAGUCACAUAUAGGAGCAACCGGAGCCUCUCCUUUUCCCUCUCCCCAUCCCUUCCCUUACCCCUCCCUCCCCCUUUCCCCGUUUCCUCAUCACUUUUCUUCCUGAUUCCCCUCUUACCCACCUCUGCUCCAAGAUUCACCAUGCUCAUUAAGGAGUAUCGCAUCCCCAUGCCCCUGAGUGUGGAGGAGUACCGCAUUGCCCAGCUCUACAUGAUUCAGAAAAAGAGCAGAGAAGAGAGCUGCGGUGAAGGAAGUGGGGUGGAGAUCCUUGAGAAUAAGCCUUACACAGAUGGACCAGGUGGGGCGGGUCAGUACACCCAUAAGGUCUACCACAUAGGCAUGCACAUUCCUGGCUGGUUCCGCUCCAUCCUGCCCAAAGCUGCUCUGAGGGUUGAAGAGGAGUCGUGGAAUGCCUACCCUUACACCCGAACAAGAUACACCUGUCCGUUUGUUGAGAAGUUCUCCAUCGACAUCGAGACUUACUAUAAGCCUGACACAGGCAACCAACCAAAUGUCUUUAACUUAUCCGCAGCAGACAAGAGGCAAACAACUAUUGACGUAAUCGACAUAGUGACAGAGCCCAUCCCUCCACAUGAGUACAUUUCAGAGGAGGACCCGAAACUUUACACGUCAGCCAAGACCCAGAGGGGGCCCCUGCAGGAAGACUGGAUAGUGGAGUACAACAACAACCCAGGGAAGACUCCCAUCAUGUGUGCCUAUAAACUUUGCAAAGUGGAGUUUCGCUACUGGGGCAUGCAGUCCAAGAUUGAACGCUUCAUUCAUGAUGUUGGGCUCAGAAAGGUUAUGGUACAUGCCCACCGGCAGGCCUGGUGCUGGCAGGAUGAGUGGUAUGGCCUGACCAUGGACGACAUCAGGCAGCUGGAGCUGGAAACCCAACUGGCCCUGGCCAGGAAGAUGGCCAAGUUUCUCCAUGGCGAGGAGCUUAGCGAAUCCUACGGAACCACAUCGUCUCCAGACAAAGAGCAGGAGGCCAAAGAGGCAAUCAGCUCUAUCGAGGCAGAGGAAACGGCCACCAGAUCAGUAGAGACUCUGCAGCCGCGAGGCGUCCUCACCAAGCAGUGGUCCACCUCAUCCAGAUCCUCCCGCUCAUCCAAGAGAGGAGUGAGUCCGUCACGUCACAGCAUCUCAGAGUGGAGGAUGCAGAGCAUAGCGCGCGAUUCAGACGACAGCUCGGACGAGGAAUUCUUUGAUGCCCAUGAGGAUCUCUCGGAUGGUGAGGAGGUUUUUCCAAAAGAAAUUGCCAAGUGGAACUCCAACGACUUCAUGGACAAGAUUGAAACUGUGGACACGGAGGAAAAUCCUGAGAACUUUAAGGAAAUGAGCGUCGAUUAUGACAGAGCAUCGAGCGAGGACAGACUGGAUGAGAUGCGUGACUCUCUUAGCGGCCAAGCCGAUAGCUCUCCUAUCCCCACCAUCACGGUAACGAGGCACCAGUCAGAGAGCUCGCCUCAGCAGAGUCUGCAGCCUUCCAAAAUCCACGUCUUGAUUCUGGUUCUGCACGGAGGGAACAUCCUGGACACGGGCGGAGGAGACCAGAACAGCAAGCAGGCCGACGUCAACACCAUCAGCACGGCGUUUGACACAGUCAUGCGUGUUCACUACCCCGCCGCGCUCGGACGCAUCGCCAUCCGCUUGGUGCCCUGCCCCGCCAUCUGUGCCGAGGCCUUCUCUCUGGUCUCUCACCUGAGCCCUUACAGCUACGAUGAGGGAUAUCUGUCCAGCAGCCAGGACCACAUCCCGCUCGCAGCUCUGCCUCUGCUGGCCACCUCGUCUCCACAGUACCAGGACGCCGUGGCCACUGUCAUUGUUCGCGCCAACCAGGUGUAUUCUGACUUUAUGAAGUCUCAGGAUGGAGCAACCUUCUCUGGCCAGGUUUGCCUCAUUGGGGACUGUGUGGGAGGAAUACUGGGGUUUGAUGCUCUGUGUAACAGCACCCCCACGGUAAAUGAGAGCCAGAACAGCAGCCGCAGAGGCAGCGUCAUCAGCGUGCAGGACCAGGACCUUCUCUCUCCCGGCAUCAUCGUCAACAGCGGACAUGGGUCAUCGUCCCCAACACUGGAGAGCAGCCGCCACCUGAGUCGCAGUAACAUCGAUAUUCCUCGUGUCAGUUCAGGCGAUGACACCAAGAGGCAACUGCCGCGUAAGAGAAGCGACUCGUCCACCUAUGAACUGGACACAAUUAAACAACACCAAGCUUUUCUGUCCAGCUUGCACUCCAGCGUCCUUAAGAGCGACGCAGUGUCCCGCAGGUCGAGCAGCAGCACCAUGCUGGACGGAUGCUCCCUGGGGAAGUUUGACUUUGAGGUGUCAGACUUUUUCCUGUUUGGUUCUCCGCUGGGCUUGGUGCUGGCCCUGAGGAAGACUGUGAUCCCUAUGCUGGAUGUGGCCCAGCUGAGGCCGGCCUGUCAGCAGGUCUAUAACUUGUUCCACCCAGCUGAUCCCUCUGCCUCCCGCCUGGAGCCUCUGCUGGAGCGGAAAUUUCACCUCCUCCCUCCUUUUAGCGUUCCCCGUUACCAACGCUUCCCCCUUGGAGACGGAAACUCGGCCUUGCUGGUGGAGACAGUCCAGAGCAACGCUCAGCUGCUACUCGAUAGCGGGCCCCCCCUGUCCUUUCGCUGUCAGGAGACCAUCAGUGAGACCUGCAUUCCUGUUCCUGUGCUAAACUGGCAGGAGAACUCCCUGAAAGCCACACCCGCCACCUUGGAGUCGGAUGUUGUUCAGUCUCAUGGUGGUGUCUUCAUGGACAGUUCGUACCCCUCAUCCCCCAUAAUGGGCCCCUUCUCCAGGGGCCAGCGGAGGGCCAGUGAGAUCAGCAUUGCCAGCCAGGUCUCAGGAAUGGCAGACAGUUUCACUGCCACCAACAUAGCCAACACUAAAUCAGAGCAGAUUAGCCAAUCCAAUAAGCUCAGUCUGUUCUCCCAACUUGCCCUAACAUCCCAAAACUUAUUCUCCAUAAAAAAUCCUCUGAAGUCCUAUAAAAAGGCCGAUGGUGACCUGACUGAUGAAGACUUGAGUUUUCACACGGAUGUUGAGUCAGACUCAGGCGAAAGUCUAAGUUCCAUCUACCAGUACGACAGCAUCCAAUCAGACAGGCUGGACUGUGCUAUAGGUGACCUGGUGUCCCUGGACUCCCAAGCUGAAGUUGAUGAAGUUGCAGCACGCUGGUGGGGCACAAAGCGCCUGGACUUUGCUCUGUACUGCCCCGAUGCUCUGACUGCCUUUCCCACAGUGGCUUUGCCGCACCUCUUCCACGCAUCUUACUGGGAAUCCACAGAUGUUGUAUCUUUCCUCCUGAGGCAGGUCAUGAGGCAUGAAAACUCCAGCAUUCUGGAGCUGGAUGGGAAGGAAGUGUCGGAGUUUACCCCCUCUAAGCCUCGGGAGAAGUGGCUCCGGAAAAGGACUCACGUCAAAAUCCGGAACGUGACUGCCAACCACCGAGUGAACGACGCCGUGUUCCCUGAAGACAGCCAGCAGGUCAUCGCAGGUCGUUUCAUGUACGGCCCUCUGGACAUGGUGACUCUAGCUGGGGAGAAGGUCGACCUUCACAUCAUGACCCAGCCUCCGUCAGGAGAGUGGGUGUACUUCAGCACACAAGUGACUCAAAGCAGUGGCCGCGUGUCGUUUAACGUCCCAGAGGAGAAGCGACUGGGCAUCGGAGUCUUCCCUGUAAAAAUGGUUGUCAGAGGCGACCACACGUUUGCAGACAGCUACCUGACUGUUGUUCCACGUGGCACAGAGUUCGUGGUGUUCAGCAUCGACGGGUCGUUCGCCGCCAGCGUCUCAAUCAUGGGUAGCGAUCCCAAGGUCAGGGCAGGAGCAGUGGACGUCGUCAGACACUGGCAGGAUUUAGGUUAUCUGAUCAUCUACGUGACGGGGCGUCCAGACAUGCAGAAGCAGCGGGUGGUGGCCUGGCUGUCUCAGCACAACUUCCCCCAUGGCAUCGUCUCCUUCUGCGACGGAUUAGUCCACGACCCGCUCAGGCACAAGGCCAACUUCCUCAAAACACUGACAGAGUCUAACAUGAAGAUCUUUGCUGGAUAUGGAUCAACCAAAGACAUCUCUGUCUACACCUCCAUCGGCAUCCCUCCUUCUCAGAUCUACAUCGUCGGCAGACCCUCGAAGAAGAUGCAGAACCAGUGCCAGUUCAUCACAGAGGGCUACGCAGCCCACCUGUCCCAGCUGGAGUACAACCACCGCUCUCGGCCCGCCAAGUCCAGCAGCGCGCGCAUGGUCCUGCGUAAGGGAAGCUUCGGCCUGGGCGCCAACAGCGACUUCCUGAGGAAAAGGAACCACCUGCUGCGCACCAUCUCCUCCCAGCCGGCCCCCAGCUCCCCGACGGGCAACUUCCACAACCGGCCCGAGCGCACGCAGAGCCAGUCGGACAGCGAGCGGCUGGAGCGGGAGCGGCUGGAGCGGACCCACAGCCACGGCCCGGCGGCCACGCAGCGCAGCAUGAGCAUCACGGCGAGCUGCUGGGGCCGCAGCGGCAGCACCAAGCUGGAGCCGUUCCCGUUCAACCCCAAAUGAGAGUACAGGCGCUGGGAGGACGAGCGCAGAGACAGAAACGCUGCGGGUUUGAACCAAGUGGGUGAAACGCCACCGAGGGGGCAUCUGGUGAUGCUGACCACUGAAAUGAUUUUAGUGGAGACUGUGGGAGUUUUGUUGUUAUUGUUUUAAAGCAGGCAAAUCCUCCUGAAGCGACAUGUUACACAAACAUAAAUUAAUUUAAAUGGUUUCUUCAGUUGAGUGAAUAUUUUUUGGUCAUGAAUAUAAGCACUCCUUCUGUAGGCUGUUAUACUUGACUACACACAAUGAAGCACCUCCACGCCAUAAGGGAGUUACUCUGAUUCUGCUCUGUAGCUGACAGACGCGGCCAAAGCAAGCACAGAAACGGCGAGAGACUCACUUUCUGUGCUGCACAUUUUAAGCAUCAGCCCUUUUAUUCUGAUUAACACUGGACUGAGCGCUUUCAUAAAGAAGUGUUACUUAUUUACCAAGAAUUAAUGAAAAUGAAUCUUAGCCAAACAGAAAUUAUUUAAGCAAACGCCUGGAACAGCCCAGACUAAAACGUUGUACACUCCAGUUUUCCUCACACCACAACUCAAAGAAUCCUGCAGAGCAAACUCUGAACUGACCCUUUAAAUAUGAUUAACCCUGGAUUUCUACUGCACCUGAUGUUUGACCUCUACUGUACAGCAAAGGUGCCAAAAUAAGCAGCGUAGAACAAUAUGCUGUAUCUGAGCAGAGAGGAUCACAUAAAGGUCUUCUGUGUAUAGAAACAUGGAAUAAAUUAUGUAAGUAUGUUGUUAAGCGCCUGAAUGAGGCCUGUACAUAGUUGUUACAUCACAGUGCAGAUCUGGUAUCUGGUCCACUGAAGACCAGUUUAAAGUGUCUUCUUUCCAAUGAGGGUGACAUGAUUGAUAAUCAGUGCUAUUUACUAAUAUAGCCAUGUUAAAAUACAUUGAUUUUUUUUUUUUUUGUGAACAAAAAGGUGUUUUGAGGUGAAGUUUUUGCUAUGUAUUUUAGUUCUUCAAAAUUGAGUUUCAGCAGCACAGUAUUGUAUUUUUAUUAUUUCACCUUGCAGAUCGCCAGGGUUGGAUCAGAACUGAUAUCUUGUGUCAUACAUGGGAUGUUUGAUAUUAGCCAUGUUUGGCCAUUUUGGAUUUCUGCUGUUUUUCUCCCUCCCUGGUUUUUACUGAGCUGUAAAUGAAGCAUUGAAUGUGCUCUUAAAUGUCCCUCCCUGCGUUGCCGACUCCCUCUCUGUUCUCUGAUGCACCGUUAGAGGAAGACAGAGCUCCAGAUGUAAAUUCUGUACGAUACGUUGUGGAAACUAGAAAUGCGGAGCCGAGACCUGCUCUAUGAUGUUUGAUAUUUAUUUCUAAAGUUUAGUACAUUUUCAUGCCUUUUUUUUAUUUGAAAUAUAAUUACUUGUCCUUCUUGAUUUAUCUCCACACUUAUUGGCGCCUUUGGAAAAGACGUGUAAGGAGGAAACCAAACUUAUAACAAUAAACUUGUUUCUUGCAGAAGUAAAAUUUGACACUUGAAAAAUGAGAAAAUUCCAACCUGUACUUUUAGUGCAUUUAUUCAGUGUUUUAUCAGGGCUGGGGAAGAUCUCAUGUUAAGUAAUGUUUAUUUAAAAACAAAACGUCAGAUUCUUUUCACUCCAAAUUCAAUUUCCAAUUUUGAAUCUUUUUUUUUCUCACUUUUUCAUUUACAAAUGACAAGAAGUAUUUUCAAAACUGCCGUUUAUUUCAACCAUCUGUUCUGUGAGUUAACCUGAAUUAAAAAGUCCCAAUAAUUAGGAGCUGUAAAACACGCCAGUCAAACCAGAUGGUAGCUUUCUUUGGGCUGACAUCAUUCCAGCUAUCAAAACCCAAGGAGUUUAUUGGUGGGGGGGGAAGAAAAAUCCAGAUUUUCCUCAAAUUAAAUUGUCAAAAUCCAAAAAUUCUACUAAUCAAUAAAAUUGAUUUAUUGCCCCUUCAACUAUUUGCACCUAUAACAAUUCCUAAUGAAAUUGGUAAUGGUAGUUUGUGAGAUGAUCAGGGUUGUUGGAGAUCUCACACUGAGGCCUAAUUCCUUUAUCUGCUUUACAGAAUGGGAAAAACAAGAGAACAUCCCAUUCAUCAAAGAAUCUGAAUAUUGCCCACAUCUCUGCCAGGAAAACCCUCAUCCAAACUCUUAGUAUGCAGUGAUCUGCUAAAACGUUAUGAGCGGUUCUGUUCUGUUUGUUAAAAUACAACUUCCUUUUGCUUCGCUUGCUGAAUACCAAUGAGUGUAUAAACAUCAAUAUUUCUCAAGAUAGGAUUUUUUUUUCCAUCAUCGAUGAAUGAACGUGUUCAAAUGAAAGGUUAGAUUGGGGUGAUAAUAUUAAAGCGUUACGCCUCUCUACCAGGGGCUGCAAUAAGUGUGGGGCUCAGUGUAACAGGCAGGUUCAGAGCAGAGUGCAGUGGACCAAUGUUGACUCAAAUGUAAGGGAAAGUUUGCAAUACUGCUCUAAAGCACCACUGGAUCAAACAGACAUCACAGUGCACUGACAAUCAGUCAACCCCCCCUGACCUCCACCCGGCACAUAUUUUACAGACGUCAACCUGCAGACGGUUUCCCACACCAGGUGAACACGCUGCCAGAAAUGCACAGGUUGCACAUUUUACAGUGUGGAGACUUCUCACAAUAAAGUGGCUCUGGCCUGAUAAACGUGUCAAAUGUUACGGUGGGAUUCUUUCUAGGGAUACAGUUGGGUGGUUUUUGUUGUGAUUUUGGUCAUUCAAGCACAGAGGCAUCUAUUUUUGCAGUCAGCACAGCAGAGUGCGGUGUAGUUUAAUGAAACGUCUGUGAUUCGAUCCAGGUUCAUCUAGAUUGAAAUUAUACUGAAAAGUGAAACGAUUGCCCAGUUUAAUCCUCUUAUUUGGAUCUUUUUGUGACAAAUAAUCCAACACAGCCGACAAGCUUCCCUAGAGAUGAGUAAGAUCAGCCGUGUUGUUUUCUCUGAUGAAAUGCCAUUAUGAAGACAAUGUACCGGGGAAGUGCUGCAGAGAUCAGGGAUGUUUUUAUACCUGUGGGCAGACUGACUACCUGAACCCUGCUUGCCCCCCCUUGUUUUUUUUUUUCUUUUUUGAUGGUUCUGAUGGUUUUAGCCCCAGAAAGGAGGGUGUUCAUGCUGAAACCUAUGAAGACGUUAUUUUUCCAAAGCAUGUGGAUGAUAAUUCAGGGUGUCCAGCUGUGUGAGUGUCCUGCAUCUCUUAGAAGUGCCCCUGGUUCAACACAGUUGAUCUGAGAUGAAUGACAUGUUUGUUAGCUUCAUAGACGGCUGCCUCAGGCACAGGAUAAAAUGCUGUUCUGUAGUUUACUCUGGUACUUGAGCCACUUUUUCUUAUUCCGCCAUGGGCAACUGUUCAUUAAAAAUCAUCUCUGGUUGAAUCAGCGGAACAUGUAAAUCAUGCAGGACACCAAUCCUUAAAGAUGAACCACUUAAAACUACCUAAUGUGACAUAUUUAUUCAUUUUUAGAAAAUCUGUCUUUACCUUUGACCUGGCUCAGUCCAACAGUUAAACUGUAUAUUUUAUUUAUAAACUGGCAAAUGUAAGAAUUGUACAGGUCACAUAUCUUGUAGGAUUCUAUUUGAUGCUAUUCAUUCCCUUGUGAUUUUAUGAAGAGUGUAUAAAGAACAUAUAAAGCACUGACAAAUGGUGGCCUUUUUUUCUAUUUAAAAUAUCAGACAGAAAUGUGUCAAAUGAAGCGCGCUCGGUGCAGACUAAUUUCUUCUUCUAACUUGUGUCUUUUGCAACAAACUAGUUUUAUCUCUUGAUUGAAUUGGAGCAACUUGUAAUGUGGAAAAACUCUGGAACUGUUUUGAGCUGUAAGCUGUGAAAGAGCAAUCCUUUUUGACCAGUGGUUAUUUUAUUCCUUCGAUGUUAUUAUUUCAUCCAUUCUGGGCUGUUGUAACUCAUUUUCAUCCAUUCCAGGUAUUGUGCUGAACCACAGAAAAUAUUUCUGUUUUAGGGAGUUUCAAUAAAGGUCACCUCCUCAGAGCCCGA
Molecule: messenger RNA, 8768 nt
Organism: Poeciliopsis prolifica (blackstripe livebearer)
Lineage: Eukaryota; Metazoa; Chordata; Actinopteri; Cyprinodontiformes; Poeciliidae
Product: membrane-associated phosphatidylinositol transfer protein 2-like
Exons: 28
Coding region: 355-4761 (1468 amino acids)
Biological process (GO): phospholipid transport
Cellular component (GO): cytoplasm
Molecular function (GO): metal ion binding; phosphatidylinositol binding; phosphatidylcholine binding
Source: RefSeq, a predicted model, not a curated record